AUGAUUGAACCAUAUAGUCCAGAUGUAUUAUGGAUAUUAAUUGUUGGUUUUAUAAUUGCUUUUAUUCUUGCAUUUGGUAUUGGAGCAAAUGAUGUUGCAAACAGUUUUGGUACAAGUGUUGGAUCAAAAGUAUUAACAUUAAAACAGGCAUGCAUAUUAGCAACAAUAUUUGAAAUAUUAGGAGCAAUUCUUAUCGGAGCCAAAGUGUCAGAUACUAUUCGGAAAGGCAUCAUUGAUCCUACCCAAUUUGAAUUUCAAGAAAAAGAAUUGAUGCUUGGUCAAGUGUCAUCAUUAUUAGGAUGUUGUAUUUGGCUAUUAAUAGCAACAUUUUUUAAUUUACCAGUUUCCGGUACUCAUAGUAUUGUGGGUGCAACCAUUGGUUUUGCACUUAUUUCUAAAGGUGCAAAAGUUGUAAAUUGGGGUGAAUUUGGUAAAAUUGUUGCUUCUUGGUUUAUAUCACCCGCUUUAGCAGGUGCUAUUUCAAUUGGUGUUUUUUUACUAAUCAAAAAAUUUAUUUUGGAAGCGAAGUCACAAAUAACAGUUGGUUUACGUUGGUUACCUGUAUUCUACUCUGUAACAAUUAUGAUUAAUGUUAUAUCAAUUCUACUCUCUGCUCCGCCAUUGUUACGUUUUGAUCGAAUACCAUUAUGGGGAAAACUUGUAACUACAUUUGGUGUCGGUAUAUUUAUUGCUGCCUUCGUUAUGAUUUUUGUUAAGCCUCGUGUCAGAAAGAGAAUUGAAGGCCUUUUAAAGAAGAAACGAGACCUCGAUAGUGAUCAACCACAACUAGCAACGGUAGAUGUAAGUGGAAAAGAAGAUAAUGUUUUAACAAUUAAUAAAGAAACACAAAUCGAUCAUAUUUCAAUGCUCAAAGAAUACGAUUUAAUACGUUUUCAACAAGCACAUCCUGAUCAAUUCCGACCAUAUAUUGAAGUUCAACGAAUACGAAAAGAUUCGGAAAUAAUUAGUCCACCAAUUAGCGCCAUAUCAGAAGUAAGACGUGAAAGUAAUCAAUUUCGAGCAGAAAUAUUAACCGAUGGUGGAAGAUCAAUUCACGAAAAAACAAAAAUUUAUCGUUUACCACAAUCAUUUCCGACUAAUAUUACUGGUGGUGUUGAUAGUGUUCCAGGUGAAAACAAUAGUCUAGUAUUAGCAGCUGAUGAUGAUAAUUUGUCAACAGUAUCGAGAGAGCGUAGUUCAAACGAAGAAACUGAUGAAAUUGAAGAUAAAAUGCCUGUCAUCGUAGAAAAGAAGAAAGUAGUCGAUACAACGAAUGAUAGCAUUGAAAUUUCGCAGAUAUUUACAUUUUUGCAAAUACUAACAGCUAUCUUCGGUAGUUUUGCACAUGGUGGUAAUGAUGUCAGUAAUGCUAUCGGUCCACUCAUUGGUUUAUGGUUACUCUACACGGAUGGAGAUGUGAGGGGUACAACUUCUACACCGUUAUGGGUUCUAUUUUAUGGAGGAAUCGGAAUUUCUGUUGGUUUAUGGAUAUGGGGAAGACGUGUUAUUAGAACGAUUGGAGAAGAUUUAACAAAAAUUACACCAUCAAGCGGUUUUGUUAUUGAAAUAGCAACAGCAUUCACCGUAUUAUUUGCCUCAAAUUUAUCAAUACCGGUGAGCACAACUCAUUGUAAAGUUGGCAGUGUUGUAGCAAUUGGUCGUGUCCGUGCAAAACAAAGUGUUGAUUGGUCAUUAUUUCGUAAUAUAAUUGUAGCAUGGAUUAUUACUGUGCCAGUUACAGGAGGUAUUGCUGCUGGUAUUAUGGCAUUAUUAAGAGUAAUUGUUUUGUAA
Messenger RNA from Didymodactylos carnosus, 1791 nucleotides. The record is from the annotation of a GenBank genome assembly. Lineage: Eukaryota; Metazoa; Rotifera; Eurotatoria; Philodinida; Philodinidae.